Molecule: messenger RNA, 561 nt
Organism: Helobdella robusta
Lineage: Eukaryota; Metazoa; Annelida; Clitellata; Rhynchobdellida; Glossiphoniidae
Exons: 5
Coding region: 1-561 (186 amino acids)
Source: RefSeq, a predicted model, not a curated record
AUGUCAAGAGGCAUGGCUAGGAGCUUUGAUGAAGUCACCAACAAAAGAACAUUUCUCGGUAAUUUUUGUAAUAAAUUUCAUGUUUCAAUAAACCCAACUUGCGUCAAAAUGUCCUUCCUUUGUUUGAACCCAGCAUGGAGGUUUGGUUCCAACAUCGUAAUCAACAAUGUUACAUUCUUUCAAGCUAAUGCAGUACUCGAGACAACUGUUCUUGUCAUUGUAGGGCGACAAAUAAUUCAGUAUACCAACAACGGUUAUGGAGUCAUAAGCGUUAAAGGAUUAAAAGUCUAUAGCACUCUUCCUGGUUACGCUCUUCCUAUGUUCAGAGGUACAAAAACACGCAAACAGCGUGUAUGGAAACGGGCUAAAGGAUACAUCACACACGAAUAUAAAGUUAGGGUGGAUGAUGAAGGCAAAUUUUGUAAAAAAUGUAAAUUGAAAUUGCGCCAACGAAAAAUUAUAACGUUAACUAAACUGAUACCGAAAACAUUGCGUCCACUCCACUACAAACCAGACUCUAAAAACACCAUGAAGCCAUUUCUGCUGAUAUUGCAGAGAUAA